Molecule: messenger RNA, 1146 nt
Organism: Durio zibethinus
Lineage: Eukaryota; Viridiplantae; Streptophyta; Magnoliopsida; Malvales; Malvaceae
Source: RefSeq, a predicted model, not a curated record
UAUUUUAAAUAUCUUUAUUUUUAAGUUGUUAGUUUGGGGGUUUCUUUAUAGCUUUGGAAACUUACUCAGUCUAAUUGUAAUGGAGAAAAUUUGAGUACAAGAAAGAGAGAAAUAAUGAUUCAAUAUUCUGAACCAGACGACUAUUUCAGCCAAACAUUCUGUAAGCAAGCUUGUUUGAACUUUGAAUUAUGAAACAACCUUGGGCAAUAUUGCCUUUGACAAAGUCCAUAAAAUUCAUACAAUAUUUCAUAUUCCCCAAACGAAUGUUGGAAACUGCCAAACAAUCCUUUUUAUUUUAAUGUAAAGAGAUGCCAAAUCGCUUUCAUGCAAUUUUAAAGACUGGCCCCUCCUCUCUUAUUAUAUAGUGCUCAAUCCCCUCCUUUAUAAUCCUUCUAAACCAAUCCUGUUUUUUCUUCAUAGUUGUAUAGUUUUCAAGCAAUAUGAGCACGAAGGGCAGCAAAGAAAGCAAAUUAAGCAGAUAUCUAAAGGCACCCAUCAGGGUUCUGGUCAAGGCUAGGGAUUUCUACAUGAAAAGCAUGACAGAGUACUCGGACAGGCUUGGCUAUGGCACGGUCAUGGGGUGCCCUACAGGCCAAGUUAAUACUUUGCCUAGGAGCUAUAGUGUCGGCUCAACGAAAUCGGGCGACGGUGAUGAUGACUUGAAGGAACUUAUGAGGGUUGCUUCCACAAGGAGUUUAGGCAACAAGGUUAAGUUGGACCUUCUUAAAAGACAACAGGCAAGGCAGUCUCCGAACACUACUGUGACAAAUAAUUUGCCUAGAAGUCGCAGUGUUGGGAUUGGGAGGAUUGAUGAGGAAAAGCCUUGUGACUUUGAAGAAGAUCAUAUGAAGGUUAAGACUGAUGGUUUCCAAAGGGGCAGGAGCCAUGCUGUUACAAAGACAAAAGGUGCUUUUUUCUAAGUGAAAAUUUGUAAGGAAUUUGGAGAAGGUGUAUUGGUUGUUUCUUUAUUUUUGUCAAUCCUUAAGAGUUCAACUGGUUUUAGGACUUUACAUGUUACUACAUAUUAAUAGGUGAUAGAUAUGGUGCUUGAAAUCCCAUGUCUGUCUCACCAUGAUUUUAAUGAAAAGUGUAUGUUUCAAUCUAGUUCUGUUCUUUGACUGGUAAAUCAGGAGAUUGAAAUCUAAA